AUGACAGCACCACUACCAUCAACAGAAACGAUGCCAGCCCGCCACCUCUUACAAACGAUUCCCACUCCCUCAUCUUGGACGCUCCUCCGUACCUUGAAGAGUGAAAAUCCAAACGACAUCCAGGGCGAUCUUCACGGAACCGCAACAUUCACCCCGCUACGUACCCCUCAGACAGAAACUAACGAUACGGACACAAGCGGAGAAGGCCAUACCGACCUUCUCUACAGCGAAUCCGGCUCCCUUCCGACCUCAUUCGGCCCGGGCCUACGCUGGACGAAGAAAUACGUCUGGCGGCUUAGCGCCAACGGCCGGAUAAGCGUUUGGUUCGUUAAGCCUGACAAGAAACCCGCACCUGGUGGAGAAGAAGAAGAAGAAGAGGCCGAUUACCUAUUCCACGAAUUCGAUUUUGCGUCCACCCCGUCGUCUGACUCCAAUUCAGCGGAGUUCGUGGCCCCACCUACGCCGCCCGAAGUGCAGGGCUUGGCGAGGGGGUCUACGACCAAGGUCAUUGCGGCGCGCGGGAAUCAUUUAUGCAUUAAUGAUAUGUAUCGCACGGCGUAUGCGUUUCGCGUUGAUGAGAGCGGGGAAGUGCUUAGUUGGGCAAGUCGGCAUGUUGUUAGGGGACCGCGGAAGGGGCAGGAUAUUGUUAACUUAUACUCGAGGGCCAUAUAA
Aspergillus nidulans FGSC A4 is the source of this 672-nucleotide messenger RNA. RefSeq lists its product as uncharacterized. The record is from RefSeq and is a predicted model, not a curated record. The transcript is spliced from 2 exons. Lineage: Eukaryota; Fungi; Ascomycota; Eurotiomycetes; Eurotiales; Aspergillaceae. Bases 1 to 672 code for a protein of 223 amino acids.